AUGAUGGAUAAGUUUCAAUUAGAUAUAUUUAUCUCCAUUCUUAAGUGUUACCCAUCAUGUAAAUAUUGCACAGGACAAAAAUUUAAUUAAUGUACAAGUUGCUAUUAUGGAUUACCUACAAACAAUAUUUGUCCUCCCUGCCCAUCUAAUUAAUUUUAUGAGAAAGAUAAGGGAUGCAGAGAUAUUUGCAAUAUUUAAACUCCUUUAUACUCUAAUGGGUUUUGUUAAAAUUAUCCAAGUAUUUAAAUUUAAAUACAAUAGAUAGCUAUUCUAUAAAUUGGGUUUGGGUACAUUUCAAAUUCUGGGUUAAUAUAUAUGAUCCACUAAAUUUAGAUACAACUCCAACAAUUAUAUAAAAUUAAUUAUUAUUAGGAGUAUUUAAGUUUUAUUCUGGAUUCUCUUUAUUAUUUCAAUUAUUCUAAACCAAUUCCUAAGCAAUCUAUUCAAUUGGGCUUAGAAUUAGUGUUAUAACUCUUAAUGAUAUUCCACUCAAUUGUGGAAUAUAGUUUUUGAUUAAUAAUACUUAUUCAAGUUCAAUUUAUAGAAAUGAAUCAGGAAUUUAAACGCAUAGAAUAACAAUUUAUGAAACUAGUAGUUAAGGGGCAUAUUUAAAUUAUUCUUCAAAUAAGUUAUAUACUUUGAUUACAUACGUUAAUCUUCCAAACUAUCCUUUUCUUUUUUCAGCAAAAGGGAAUUAUUCGUAAUAGUUAAUAUAUUAUAAAUUAGUGAUAAUACAGCAGGAUGGGGAUUCAGGGAAGUUUCAAUUACUUCAGGAUAUUGCCCUUAAAAUUGUAUAUUAUGUGAGGUAUCAUUUAAAUGCUCAACUUGUAAAAGCGGAUAUUAUAUGCAUAACAAUAUUACAUGUACUAGUUGUUAAGAACCAUAUUAGAAAUUAAAGGGUUCUUACUGUAAUGAUUUUGAUAAUGAAACACCUUGUAUCUCAUUUAUAUAUAUAUAGACUCUUAAUAUUUAACAAAAGACUUUAUAGAUUUUGGACACGAUCCUGAAUAAUAUAUAUAAUAUAUACUAGUCUCUUAAAAUGGGACAAAUUUUUUAAAAGGUUCAGAUAUAUAUUAUUCAAAUUUGUAUUGGAGUUUGAACUCAUUUUGGUCAAGAAUUUUUGGAGGUCCUCUAAUAUGGGCUUAAGCUAAAUUUUAAAGGACUCAUAAUGUAGAUGACCCUCAUCAUGGUAUCACUAUUGCAUUUUAUAUACUUUAUGGACCAGCAUUUCCAUCAGAUGGUUUGUUUAUUUAUACAAUUGAAAAUAACCAACCAGUUUCUAAAUCAACCAAAAAUUUUACUCGUAAAUAUUCUAAUGGAGUAAAAUAUGAUAGAGUUUAUGAAAGAAUUAAUCAUAACACAAAUACAUUAACAAUAAGUUGGGAAUGUUUUGGACCAAAUAACGAACCAAUUAAAGCUUAUUGUGGAUUUUAUAAUUAUUACGUAGCUAUUCAUAAAUGCUAACCUUAUUGUUUAUAAUGUUCAAAUGAAACGACAUGUUUAUAAUGGAAUAGUGACUAUGAUGAAAAUAUUGUUAAAUUCUCAUAAGAAGAGUGUUUAAUUAACUAAUAUCAUGAUAAAGAUUCUUAUAGAUGUUUUGAUUGUCCAAUAUCUUGUUUAACAUGUACAUCUAAAAUUGAUUGUUAAAAAUGUUAAUCUACUUAUACAUAAACUAUAUUAGGAUGUGUUUGUAAAUAGAAUCAAUAUGAAGAUUCAAAUCAAUGUUUAGACUGCCCAAUUGAAUGUAAUUAAUGUUAAAGUUCAAACAACUGUAUAGAGUGUUUAAUUACAAAUAAUAGAUACCUAAAAAAUUAAUAGUGUAUAUGUAUUGAUGGAUACUAUUCAAUUUUAUCUAAUCCUUAAUGUAAAAAAUGUCAUUAAUUUUGUAAAACUUGCAGUGGACCUACUUCUGAUGAUUGUUUGACUUGCAAUAAUAUUAUUAAUAUUGAAUAUGUUGAAACAACAUGCAAAUGCCCAAUAGGAUUGUUUUAUUAAGCAGCUACAAAUUCAUGCUCUUAGUGUCAUUCAUCAUGUUAACCUGCUUUAAAGGAACAUUAGAAAGUUGUUAAACUUGUGAUGCUUCUUUGAAUAGAAUUUUAAAAGGGUUAAAAUGUGUAUGUGUACCUGGUUAUUAUGAACUAAAUAGCAUAUGUACAAGUAUUUAGAUAAUAAUUAAUUUUAGACUGUCCAAAUACAGAAAAUAUUUUAUUAACUUCUUGUUAUAAAUUUUGUACUAAUCAUUAUAUAUGGCACACAAAUGAAUGUAAUUCUUGUGAUCCUGGAUUUCAUUUAAUUUCUGGAGAAUGUUUACCUAUUUGUGGUGAUUUAUAAAUAUUAGGAUAUGAAUAAUGCGAAGAUAAUAAUAAUAUUUUAGACGAUUUAUGUUAUAAUUGUUAAUAUUAAUGUCCAGCUUAUUGUUUAACUUGUGAUGAAUCAACUACUUUACCUUGUCCUGAUAUUUGUGGAGAUGGAAUGAUUACUGGAAUUGAAUAAUGUGAAGAUGGGAAUAUUAUUUAAUAUGAUGGAUGCUUUGAUUGUUAAUAUGAAUGUUAAUCUUAAUGUACAAAAUGUAUUAAAGGUGAGUGUUUUGAAUGUAAUACUGGUGGAUGGUAUACUGAUUUAACAGUUCAACCUUGGUUAUGUAAAGAGUAAUGUGGAGAUCAAGUAGUAGUUGGAUAGGAAUAAUGCGAUGAUGGUAAUCAAGUUGAUACAGAUGGAUGCAAAGAUUGCAAAUAUUUUUGUAGAAUUGGAUGUUCUUCUUGUGAUUAUACUAUUGGUAAAUGUUUAACUUGUGAAUUACCUGGAUUUGUUCCAGAAAAGUAUUAUUGCAAAAAUAAUUGUGGAGAUGGGUUAGUUGUAACUGAUCCUUCUGGGAUAUAUUCUGAACAAUGUGAUGAUAGAAAUAAAAUUGAUGAUGAUGGAUGUAAUAACAGUUGCCAAUUUUAAUGUCAAUCACCAUCGAUAUGCAAGAGUUGUAUAAAUAAUAGAUGUGAAGUAUGUGCCACUGGAUAUUUACUAUAUGAUACUAAAAUAUGUCAUUCAAUAUGCGGAGAUUCUAUAAAACUCCCUAAUGAAUAAUGCGAGGAUGGUAAGAUAUUACCAUAUAAGGGGUGUAGAAUUGCAAAGCAAAAUGUUAAUCCUCCUGUAUUACUUGUGAUAAUACUGGACUUGGUUGUUUGGCUUGUAAAGUUGGUUAUAAAAGAAUUGAUAAUUUUUGUUAUUCAAUUUGUGGAGAUAAAAUUGUAACAGAGGAUGAAGAAUGUGAUGAUGGCAAUUUAAUUUUUGGGGAUGGUUGUCAUUAAUGUUAUUUUAGCUGCCCUUGCUAAAUGUGUAUAGAUAGAAUUUGUGUAGAUUGUCCUGAAGAUCAUUUUUUAUAUAAGAGUUAAUGUCUUAACUUAAAAGAAAACAUUAAUUUAAUUGAAACUCCUAUUUUUUUAUUUUCCAAUUUAAGCAUAACUUAAACUUUCAAGGCUUAAUCUGCUUAAAUUAGUAAAAUUCAAUUAAAAAUAAAGAUUGGUGAGCUUUUAGAAAAAAUAAUUAAUCGAAUUGGUCAAAAUAUAGAAAUUAUUUAUGAAUAUUUUCCUUAUGUAAAAAUAGAAAUUAAUUUGA
Messenger RNA from Paramecium sonneborni, 3609 nucleotides. The record is from the annotation of a GenBank genome assembly. Lineage: Eukaryota; Ciliophora; Oligohymenophorea; Peniculida; Parameciidae.